Molecule: messenger RNA, 1178 nt
Organism: Pneumocystis carinii B80
Lineage: Eukaryota; Fungi; Ascomycota; Pneumocystomycetes; Pneumocystales; Pneumocystaceae
Exons: 3
Coding region: 45-1133 (362 amino acids)
Cellular component (GO): membrane
Source: RefSeq, a predicted model, not a curated record
AGAAGACAAACAUAGGAUUUUUUAGAAAAAAAAAACGAAGAAAAAUGUCAAAAAAUCAAGAAAAUACAAAGAUUAAUAUAUAUAUUAGUAAAAUUAAGAUAUUUUUUAGUAAAUAUUAUGGGAUCGGUAUUCUUGUGCUUUCUCAUACAUUAUUAUCAACAGUCAAUGCAUGUGUUAAAAUGUUAUAUCAAAAUUCUGUUAGAUCAUGGAAUGCUUUUCAAAUUAUUCUUAUUAGAAUGGUACCUACAUAUAUUUUGGCAAUAAUAUAUUAUAAAUGUGCAGAAACUAUGGAGAAAGGCGCAAGUAAUAUAAAUACUAGAAUUUUCCUCUUUCUUCGUGGAUUUUUUGGGUUUAUAGGGAUUUAUUGCACUUAUUAUUCGAUACAUCAUUUAGAUCUUUCAGAUGCUACAGCACUUUCGUUUUUAAAUCCUAUUUUUAUAAAUUUAUUAGGACAUCCUAUUUUAUAUCAAACUUUUAAUUUCUUUGAUAUUUAUGCUGCAUUAGUUUCUUUUAUUGGAGUAAUGUUUAUUGUAAAGCCGAGUUUUAUUCUAAAUAAUCACUUUUUUCAUGCACUUCAUGAUAAUUAUUCUACUUCUGAGAUAAUAUCUUCUGCAAAUUCUAAAGAAAGGGUAUUAGCUAUUAUGAUUUCACUAAUUGGAGUCUUAGCGGUAUGCUUUUCAUAUAUAAUUAUUAAAAAGUUGGGUGAUAGUAUAAAUUCGCUACAACCUAUUUUAUGGUACUCAUUAAUAUCGUCCAUUGGUUCUAUAUUGUUUCUUAUUUCCUUUAAUUCGCCUUUUAAUUUACCUUUAAAUUUCUUAGAAGUGUUUUUAUUUUUUGUUAUUGGUAUUUCUGGUUUUUUUGCUCAGGUUUUUCUUACAAGGGGAUUACAAAUAGAAAAGAUUGGACGUGCAUCUUCUGUUAUAUAUUUGCAGAUCAUAUUUUCUCUUUUUUAUGAUAGAGUUUUAUGGGGAAAAUUUCCUGAUAUAUGGAGUUUCUGUGGAAUUGUUUUAAUUCUUAUUGGAACAGCAAUGACUAUAAUUGGUCGCAAUAAAGAAAAUGAGAAUCCAGAUAAUAAAUCACGAUAUAUUUCUCUUCAUCAAUUAAAAUCAGAUGAAUUGCUUGAAGAUAUAUAAAAAUUUAUAUUAUAAAAAUUUCAAGGUUUAUCAAUAAAAUAUAAU